Messenger RNA from Xenia sp. Carnegie-2017, 1902 nucleotides. Its product is annotated as ras GTPase-activating protein-binding protein 2-like. The transcript has 14 exons. The record is from RefSeq and is a predicted model, not a curated record. Gene Ontology annotation, cellular component: ribonucleoprotein complex; cytosol. The coding region runs from base 167 to 1717 and encodes 516 amino acids. Lineage: Eukaryota; Metazoa; Cnidaria; Anthozoa; Malacalcyonacea; Xeniidae. Gene Ontology annotation, molecular function: mRNA binding.
GCGCAUAUUGUAAGUCGUCAUUCUCCAUGUGGGUCGUAUUGUGUUGUGGAGUUAACAACACUUUACGCCGAAUUUUUUCGUAGUUUAUCGUAUAAUUCAUUGACCAAAACCAGAGAAACAUCAAAUAUGAUCUUAACCCUUUGGGAUUAAUACAAAAUUUUGAGAAAUGCCUGUUAUGGCAAACGAAAAACCUUCUGCUGAACAUGUAGGACGGGAGUUUGUUCGUCAAUAUUACACAAUGUUGAACAAAGAUCCAAGGCAGGUUCACAGAUUUUAUUCCAAAGAUUCUGUGUUCUUUCAUGGUGGUCCUGGUAACUUGCGCUGUAAAAACCCUGUAGUUGGACAAGAGGAGAUAUAUGAACAAAUAGAAAAUCUCAAUUUUAAGGAUUGUCAUGCAAAAAUACUUCAGGUUGACAGCCAAUUCACUGUCAGUGACAGUGUUGUUGUGCAGGUGUGUGGUGAGUUUUCUAACAAUGGAGAACCAACAAAGAAAUUUGUUCAGACAUUUGUUCUUGUCCCAGAGGGAUCUAAAAAGUAUCAUGUUCGAAAUGAUAUCUUCAGAUAUCAAGAAGAUGGCUUUCCAGAUGAAGUUAGCGAUGAAACUGGUGAUCUUGCAAAUGAAUCUGAAGGUGAUGAUGAAGUUAUAGAUGAAAGAGAACUGGACAACAAAUCGGAACAAUUCAACAACUCAGUUAAUGUUGAUUCUGAUCAAACUUCUGCUGUAUCUGUAAGCUAUUCUCCAGAAAAUGAACAGAAAAAUGGUGCCAUGCAAAAUGGAACUUCUGAUAUGCACGAUGAAUUUGGAAACGAUGAAAAGGAGACAAAUGAUGAAACUGAACUUGAAGAAGUCGUUGUUGACAAUCCGUUUAAUGUGGAGGAAUCAGCUUCUGCAGCUUGUAAUGAAGAAAGUAUCUCAGACAACCAUGCAAAUGAUGAUGCAGUUUACCAACCAGAAGAGGUCCCAGAUUUCAAUGAUAUUCAAAACACUGAAAGCCCAGCUGCAGAUGAAGAUGCAGUAGAACAGUCCAUCGAAGAAACAAAUGAGAAAGGAGAUGCAGUUGAACUUAAACAAGAGUCAUCCGGUCCUGUUUCAUGGGCUGCUCUCGCUAGCAAGACGCCAAAGCCCGGUGCUCAGUCCACCCGGUCAUAUGAACCCAAGAAGCAACUAGUGACGACUUCGGUUCAUUCUAACCCCGAGCAUGUUUCAAAAAGUCAGCCCCAACGGUCUGGCGGAGUCAGUCGAGGAAAUGUUGGCACAAAUAAUUCAGGCUCGAAGGAUCGAUUUAAUGGAAGAAAUGCCCCUGAUAAUUGCCAAGUGUUUAUUGGCAAUCUUCCUUACGGUCUUGAAGAGCAAAAAGUAUAUGAUGCAUUCUCACAUUUUGGAAAGAUUGUCGACGUCCGUUUGAAUCCCAAGAAUUUUGGUUUCGUUAUUUUUGACUCUCCAGAACCAGCCGAACAAGUUUUAAAGCAUGUGCCAAUACAAAUAAAUGGACAAGACAUAAAUAUCGAAGAAAAGAAACCUAGUGGUUCUUUUGGUCGUGGUGGCCGUGGUGGAUUGCCAGGUAAUCGAGGGAAACCAGGUGCAUCAGGUAGAGGUGGUAUGAAUGCUCGUGAGGGCAAGCGUGCUACAGGGGGGAAUGCAGCUGCAGGUGGACGUGGUGGAACAGGAGGAGGGCAAAAUAACUCUACCGCACGUGCAAGGCGUGAUAGAAGAUAAACUCUAAAUAUACACAACAGUCGUUGAACAAAAACACGUGAAAUAGUCAAAUAGACAAAGCAGUUUACCCCAUUGUAAUAUGGAAUAAAAUUUGAUAAAGACUCAAUCGUAGAUCAUCAAUAACAUUGAAAUACUUAGUAUAUCAGUGUGUAAAUUUUAACUGAAAUAAAUCGUUUCUAACAGAA